GUGCCUAUCUAGACAAGUCAAAUAGAAAAACACAAAAAAGAAUUACGCAUUGUCUUUUUCUAAAAAUGAGUAAAAAUGAAUACAGAGAUGAAAUGAGAAAAUCAAACUACACUACAGGCCAAAAGUUUAUAAGCAAGCCCAUUACAGGCCGAACAGUUGGGAGUAACUUCAAGUUUUUGUUCACAAUGCUUUUUUUUUAAAAUCCAGCAUGAGUUUGAUGUAUUUUGGGAUGUAUUUACUCCAUGAUCAGAUGUUGCUUUCAUGGAAAUGCACCAUUUUACUCCAUUCACCUUUAGAUAUACAUAGAUGUUAACAGACCAUUGCUAAAUAUACUGUAUAUGAGGAAUCAGCGUUUUAGUCCUGCUAUCCAAUCACAUUAGGCUUUCUGGACACGUGACGCUUGUCAUCAAAGACUAUGUAGUUUAAAAUGUUAAACGUUAACGGUUUACGACACUCCGUUCAACUAUCCGUGACACAACACCCUGAAAUCAUGUCUAGGUAAAACCUUUCAACAUAAGCUCGUCAGUUUGGUUAACAUUUGUCUUUAUCGAUAACGCAGUUUGUUUUAUUAGUGAGUAUAGACGGACUAAAACGAAGGCGGAAGUCGUGUGGAGUGAUCUCUCUCGCUUCCCGUCAGUCCUCUCAGGUAUUUGCAGCCAUGGUCGUCCUAAAAGGGAUCCCCUCCAUCCUGUCUCCUGAACUCCUGUAUGCUCUCGCUAAAAUGGGUCACGGGGAUGAGCUGGGUAUGAUAUUUAACUUCACACAGAGAAAUGGACUUUGUUGUUGGCUAUGUUAGCAUUGCUAACCUUUAAUAGAGCGAGUCUGCUAACUGAAGUUGACUUUACAUCCAUGUAAACAAUGAAGGAGCAGAACAGGAUCAUCAACCUGUAGGGUGGGGUGGGGUAAAAUGAGCCAUUUUUCAUAUUUCGGAUCACUACAUCAAGUCAGUCCUAGUUUUGUCUCUAAUUAGUGUAUCUGCAGAUAUUUCAGGAUGUUGUUCAUCCCUGCAAACCAACAGAACGAGUGUAAACAGAACUGUUUUGAUAAUAUAGCAUGCCAAAAAAAAGUGGUCACCUAUGGUCAACUUACCCCAUCUAUGGUGAUGACAGACUAAAUUCACUUUCAGGAGUGAAAAAUAUAUAUAUUUUUUGUGUAAAUAAAUGUCUAACCCCUUCACCCAUGUACUUCUAACCUUCACAGACUCCAUUUACUGAUGUCCAUCUCCUAAAUAUUUGGUCACAUGAUCAAUUUCUUUCUCCCCUACCUGUCUGCACACGGAGGAACUAAAGAAACCUAACAUGCUCUUAUUCUUCCCUUUCAGUUCUUGCUGAUGCAAACUUUCCAGCAUCUUCUAUUUGUUCCUGUGGUCCUAAAGAGAUAAGAGCUGAUGGUACAUGAACACAUUUCACUGAAACUCUUUGUAAUGUUUUUAUUGCAGACACUUUCAGAUGUAUCUGAUCUCAUUGUGUAGGGUUGGGUAUCCCUCAACUUUUAGAAGCUAUUUUGAAGCUGUUGCCCCUGGAUACAUAUGCUCCCUAUCCGGUACAGAUCAUGUUUAGUAUUUUAUAAGGUAAUUUGUUAAAAGUCUUUUUUUUGUUUGUUUGAUUUUUAAAAUCUGUGUUGAUGUUUUAACAGGCUGCAGUCAUGCGUGUGGUGGACAGUGACGUAAGGAGGGGUUUAGAUGUCCCUGUGUGGGGUAUCUACUCACAUAAGCUACAGGAAGCUGGAUGUCAGGUAAAACAACACUUGCACUCCAUAUUUAAAGGGUUACAUGAAUAAAACAAAACAAAAAAUUGCUUUUAUUUUAAUUUGGAUACUUUGUGUGUUGAUAUUUGUGUCAAUAGCCUGCAUGUCUUGAGACAGUGGAGAGGUUUGCUUUCUAUGAACGAGCCAAGAAAGCCUACGCUGUUGUGGCUACAGGGUCUGUAUUUUAUCUGCUCUCUUUCUUGAAUGUUGUAUUCUGGGUCUGUGUCACUUCCUAAAAGAUUUCUUCUUUUAGAGAUCAGCAAACAUCCUUAGAUUGCAAGACUGAAAAAAGAAUACUCAUUCCUGUCGUCAUCUGUGUUAAAUUAGCCUUGUGUUCAAACUGAUUUGCUGUUUAACUUGAGUCACUUUACGAACUUGUGUAAAAGUCUUAAAUGCAAGUUUGGUGAUUCAGAGGUCUGGAUUCAGGCUGGUUUGACACAUUUUUGAUAAUGAAAACACACAUUUUUCAAACAUAUCCUUGAAGAAACUGAAAUAAAUUGACAUAUUUCUCUUUUUCUGAAUUCUCUGUGCUCUGUCUUCUCAGGGAAACAGCGCUGUAUGGGAACCUGAUACUGAAGAAGGGGGUCAUCCCUCCAGAGCUGCUGGAGUGAUACAGACACUAAGACUCAUCCCUUAAAGUGCUGAAGUUGCAAUAUAUGUAAAAAAACACAAUUUAAUUAUUUCUGUGAAAAUGGAACCAUUUUUAUUAUUAUUUUCGUGAGAAACGUCGUUUUGUAAGCAUCCUAAACCUUCCAUAUACAUUUUAAUAAAUAAAUUAAACACAUGGAUCAAUGAUGAGUGUGUUUAAGUAUCUUUAUCAUCAAGAUACAUCUGAGUGACACUUGAAUGACUCGUGCAGUUGCAGCUCCUGGAUUUUUCUAGAUCUGCACAGGUGGAAUUGUUGAAGGAUCACUUGUGGUAAAAGUCAUCCAGGUCUUCCUCUGGCUCGCUGUAUUUCCCCUGAAAUGGCAGAUCAACCAGAGCUGCAGCUUGAGCAUCAUCUUGGAGAGGAACUGGCUGGAGAAUAUCUUGGUGGUACAGGUCGUCCAGGUCCUCCUCUGGUUCUAAGUACAAAGCAGGCAUCUCCACAUCGGCUUGGUCUUUGGCCAUGAGAGGGGCCAGAUAUACUGCCAGCUCCUCUCUAGCUUUGUGGUAGAUUGCAUCCAUGUCCGGUUCAGGCUCUUCUGGAGCCACCUCAUCGGUAUCCUCCUCUGCUUUCACCAGCUGCACAGGGACGUCUUCAGCGGGGAGGACGUCUGUGUUCUGGAUUUGAACUUUGAGAAGAUCAACCACUGAAGGGUGGUAAAGCUCGUCCAGGUCUACCUCUGCCUCCAUGUACUGUUGGUUUCCCCCACCGCCCACCAUACUCUUCCAGAUCUUCAUACUCGGGUCCACGUCAUAGUGAGUCUCAUCCAGGUCCUCUGGAGGCUCUACUUCCACUCCCCAGGACAUUUUUCCAUCCUUAUCUACAGACCUGAAUAAAAAAAUAAGAGAGAGAGCAAUCUGAGUCUGAGUUCCCUCUAGACAAAGUUAUUCAGGUUUAUUUCAGUAAAAGGAAAUGACAACUUACAUAACAGUGUCCCGGAAUUCUUCAAAUUUAUUCUGAGGAAAGAGCAGAGAUAGAUGUGAUGUUACUGCUGUAAAAAAGCAAGUUGGUGUGACAUAAAAGUACAAAAUGUGAUUAGAGGUAUUUCUUUGUGUCAGCUCUAUACAUUUUAUAUUUAUACAUCCACAUAUAAUGCGCAUUGCACUUCAAAAUCCUUAACCCCCGAUAUUUGAUCAUUUUUAAGAAAGCUGUCAAAGGAUUAUUUUUGUAUCAUAAAAGUUGAAUUCAUCAGCUGACAACUUGUUUUGGAAGUUGAUUAAAUGAAAUUAAAUCUACUGUCUGAUCCUGA
Xyrichtys novacula (pearly razorfish) is the source of this 3641-nucleotide messenger RNA. Lineage: Eukaryota; Metazoa; Chordata; Actinopteri; Labriformes; Labridae. The record is from the annotation of a GenBank genome assembly.